UCCGGUAUUUCACUUCCUGUUUAGGUCUCCCUCGUGUCAUACAUAACUUGUGACUGUCUGGUUCAGUAUUCUAGCAGUCAUAAUGGCAAAAACAAAUGCGAAGAAACCGAGAAUCAGAGAUCAUGUUAAUAAGUCGAAGCAUAGCAUGAAUCCAGAUAGAAAAAAGGGUGAAGGAGGAGCAAAUAUGCGUGAUCGAUCUACCAUUAAGCGACUUCAGAUGUAUAAAAAUUUUAAACCAAAAAGGGACAAGACAGGGAAGAUCACUAAACCGGCCCCUUUCCAGUCUCGUCUGCCUUCUGGAAGUGUAGCUAGAGUCGAGCCAAACAGGAAGUGGUUUGGUAACACAAGAGUAAUAACACAAAACGCUCUACAAACCUUCCAGGAGGAAAUGACCAAGGUUAAGAACGACCCCUACAAAGUGGUCAUGCGACAGACCAAACUCCCAAUCACCCUUCUUAAUGAAACGGCAAAACAUGCAAGAGUACAUCUCUUAGAUACAGAAAGUUUUGAAUCUACUUUUGGAAAAAAGUCACAAAGGAAACGCCCCAACCUAAAGUUUGAAGACAUGGAGGCUUUGGUGGAGCAGGCUUCAUCUUCAGUAGAAAAGUAUGACUCGGAGAAGGACCGUGAUCUGGUUACAGAGGAGCCAGAAUUUAGAGAGGAAAUGCCAGAGGUCAUUUUCAAGGCUGGACAGUCAAAACGAGUCUGGGGAGAGCUUUACAAGGUGAUCGACUCGUCUGAUGUAGUGGUACAGGUGUUGGAUGCCCGAGACCCACUAGGCACCAGGUGUUACCAGAUAGAACGCUACAUGAAAAAGGAGAAACCACACAAACACCUUAUCUUCGUUCUCAACAAAGUUGACUUGAUUCCGGUCUGGGUAACUCAAAAAUGGGUGGCUAUUCUGUCUUCCGAGUAUCCUACAAUGGCGUUCCAUGCCAGCAUCACCAACCCAUUCGGAAAAGGCUCCCUCAUCAAUCUCCUAAGGCAGUUUGCCAAGCUGCACAUGGACAAGAAGCAGAUUAGUGUUGGCUUUAUAGGCUACCCCAAUGUCGGCAAGAGCUCCAUCAUCAACACACUCCGUGCAAAGAAAGUCUGUAACGUCGCACCUAUAGCAGGUGAAACUAAGGUGUGGCAAUAUGUGACACUGAUGAGGCGGAUCUACCUGGUCGACUGUCCAGGUGUGGUGUAUCCUUCUGCAGAUUCUAAAGCUGAGUUUGUCCUCAAGGGAAUCGUACGGGUAGAAAUGGUGAAGACCCCAGAGGACUAUAUCUCAGAGCUGUUAAAACGUGUGAAGAAAGAUUACAUCAAGCAGACCUACAAGAUUGAGGAAUGGACUAGUGCUGAGGACUUUCUCGAGCAACUAGCCAAAAAAUGUGGAAAACUGCUCAAGGGAGGAGAGCCAGACUUCAGCACAAUGGCUAAAAUGGUCCUGAAUGACUGGCAAAGAGGGAAAAUUCCCUACUUUGUACGACCUCCAGGCAGUGAAGAAGAUGAGAGUAGCACACGUAACAUUGAAGAUCCGACAGGAAACACUGUUAAACAAGGACAGGCUGUGGAGAAUACUGCAGAGGUACAGGAAAAACAAGGGGAGACAACUCCAUUAGAGGACGAAGAAGCAACAGAGACCACUGUUAAUGCGAAUGUGAAAAAAGGAGUUAUACCAAAGGUACGACAAGACCUGAGUAAAAUCAAUGUAGCCCCUGCCUUCAUACCUGAGGACAUAAAAAAACUGGAACUGGACAUGUUGGAAGGGGAUGAUUCUGAAGUUUCUGAGGAGGAAGAAGAGGAAGAGGAGGAGGAAGAAAAGGAGGAGGAAGAUGCAGAGAGCAAUGAGGAAGUUGUGAAGAAUGAGGAAACCAAAACUGAGACAACUGUAGACACUAAAGAGAAGUGUAGAAAAAACAAUAUGAAAGUCAGUAGAAAAACAGCCAAGAAAUGUGAGGAGGAUUCUGUGAAUGAUGACGAGUGUGAGGUACAGGAUAUAGAUAAUGACACUUGUGAUAAGGUCAAGGACACUGGGGACAGCAAAUUAACAGGGAAAAGAAGCUCAAAGAAAGUCCAGUUUGAGGCUACAGCUUGUGACACCAAGUCCCCAACACAGGGACGCAAGAGAAAGCCAGAGAUAAAACAGAGCAGAAGUGGCAAGUUCCUUGUUACAGAGGUGGACGAGGAAGAAAACGUGACGAAGAAACAAAAAUUAACCAGCAAACAGAGACGACGCUUAGAUAGAGACUCCAAAACCAAGAAGAUAGGCUCUCAGUUUUACACACAAACAAAUGUGAAAAAUAAAAGCCGACGAAAAUAAUACGGAAAACCUGGGUAUGUUGUUGGGAUAUUAAAGUGUUUCAGGACAAGA
Messenger RNA from Pecten maximus, 2356 nucleotides. RefSeq names its product nucleolar GTP-binding protein 2-like. The coding region runs from base 83 to 2305 and encodes 740 amino acids. Gene Ontology annotation, cellular component: nucleolus. The transcript has 14 exons. The record is from RefSeq and is a predicted model, not a curated record. Gene Ontology annotation, molecular function: GTP binding. Lineage: Eukaryota; Metazoa; Mollusca; Bivalvia; Pectinida; Pectinidae.